AUGGCAUUUGAAUCUUCCAUUGACGCCUCCUUGCCCUCCCCUCCUGAGAGCCUCCCCGACACUGAGCCGUGGGGCACUACAUCCCCUGCCUUCCUCGCAUUGCAACUUUUCAAUGACACCUCCUUGCCCUCCCCUCCCAAGAGCCUCUCCGACACCGAGACGUGGGGCCCCACGUCCCCUGCCCUCCUCGAUGUCCUCGACGACCCCUCCGAAGGCAGAAGGCAGUCAGAUAUCCCGGGGGAACCUCUGCGGGACGACUUGCUAGAUGACUGCGCAGAAUCUGAUGAUUUCGCAACCUUCGGGGCAGAUCACGGUACUGUCGCAUCGUCACGUAUGGGCGGGCAGGAGUCAGUUUUUCCGGGGCCAACGCACUUGAAGGUCGAAGGUCAUGAUGAGGAAUCAUUUUGGGCAUUCGCUGUGAAAGACUUUUUCAAGCACAACAAUGUCAAUCCACAGGAACGCGAUGUCCAUACUGCGGUGUUCCGAGAGUUCUUUUCGAUGAGAGACGACCUUCAUCACCUCCACCUCCUUUUUGAGACGAAGUUGUUCUGUCAAAUCUAUAAUAAGCGCACCCGCAUUCUGGCGAAAUGGAGGAACUCGGCCUCUGUGGCUACCUUCUUCAUCUUGCCGGCGGCCAUCCUACAGGGCUAG
Diaporthe amygdali is the source of this 651-nucleotide messenger RNA. RefSeq lists its product as uncharacterized. Lineage: Eukaryota; Fungi; Ascomycota; Sordariomycetes; Diaporthales; Diaporthaceae. The transcript is spliced from 3 exons. The record is from RefSeq and is a predicted model, not a curated record. Bases 1 to 651 code for a protein of 216 amino acids.